Molecule: messenger RNA, 2398 nt
Organism: Ixodes scapularis (black-legged tick)
Lineage: Eukaryota; Metazoa; Arthropoda; Arachnida; Ixodida; Ixodidae
Product: alpha/beta hydrolase domain-containing protein 17B
Exons: 3
Coding region: 45-938 (297 amino acids)
Biological process (GO): protein depalmitoylation
Cellular component (GO): endosome membrane; plasma membrane
Molecular function (GO): palmitoyl-(protein) hydrolase activity
Source: RefSeq, a predicted model, not a curated record
GGGUUCCAUGACGGCCGGAUUUUCAGCUGCCCUCGAAGCAAAUCAUGCAGCCGACACAGCCCAUGAAGACCACCGAUGCUUUCAGGCUCGGGCGUGAACUAUGCUGCCUGUUCUGCUGCCCGCCGUUCCCCGCUCGCAUCGCCGCCAAGCUCGCUUUCCUGCCGCCGGAACCGACCUACUCGUUGGUUCCGGACGAGACCGGCACCAAGUACACGCUGAGCCUGACCGAGCGCGCCGAGUGGCAGUACUCGCAGCGGGAGCUGGAGGCCGUCGAGGUCUUCUACACGCGCACGUCCAGGGGCAACCGGAUGGCCUGCAUGUUUGUGCGCUGCUCGCCGAGCGCCCGCUUCACGUUGCUCUUCAGCCACGGCAACGCCAUUGACCUGGGCCAGAUGAGCAGCUUCUACCUGGGGCUGGGCUCGCGCAUCAACUGCAACAUCUUCAGCUACGACUACUCGGGCUACGGCGUGAGCACGGGCAAGCCGUCCGAGAAAAACCUGUACGCGGACAUCGACGCCGCCUGGCAGGCGCUGCGCACCCGGUACGGCAUCAGCCCCGAGAACAUCAUCUUGUACGGACAGAGCAUCGGAACGGUGCCCACCGUGGACCUAGCGUCGAGGUACGAGGUGGGCGCAGUGAUUCUGCACUCGCCGCUCAUGUCCGGUAUGAGAGUGGCUUUUCCGAACACCAAGCGCACCUGGUUCUUCGACGCCUUCCCGAGCAUCGACAAGAUCCCCAAGGUGUCGUCCCCAGUGCUGGUGAUCCACGGCACGGAGGACGAGGUGAUCGACUUCUCGCACGGCCUGGCCAUCUACGAGCGCUGUCCCCGGGCGGUGGAGCCACUCUGGGUCGACGGAGCAGGCCACAACGACGUGGAGCUGUACGGCCAGUACCUGGAACGCCUCAAGCAGUUUGUCUCCGUCGAACUGCUCAACUGACACAUGGCUCAAGCUCCCGUGGAGCAACCACCGCCGGCGCAGCCCUGAACUUUCCUCACAGACCAAUCCCACGACGACCGUCACCACAACGACCGUCGCCACGAAGACGACCCCACCAGACACUGCCCAGGCGCGGUGCGUGCGGACCGGUGCAGUCUGAAAAACAGGGUCGGGGAGUUCGGAAGAUGUUCCCAAGCCGCGGGACCGGUUCAAGAACCAAAACUCCAUGAGGGGCCGAGUCCGCCAAAGAAUAGCGGAACGAAUUCCGGCAGAGUUUUCGAGGUGGCCGUUGCGGAUGGCUCGAUUUGGAGACCCCAGAGAUGCACGCGACGGCGACUGGUUCCCGGUGUACGACCACACUGCGUCGAGAGAGGACCGGAAGUUCCGUGAGAGUGUGGCGCGUGCCGGGGACGGUGUGAAGGCAUCGAGUCCGUGGGUGUACAUAGGUGUAGAAAGUGGUGCCUCGGUUCACACUCGCCAGCCGUUUCCUCUUUGACCCCGGUUCGACCCUAGGCGCGGGGCGUCGUUUAGGAGUGUCUGCCUUCGUUUGUUCGCUCGAGUCUGGCACCGGCUCGCAGACACUGGCUUUCAAACCCUUCGCUUAAACUAAGUGCUUUUUGCUUUCUUUUUUUUCUUUUGUUAUUAUAUUUUGGGGGAUAUUGUUUUGAUUCCCUGGUAAAAAAAAAACACAGUAUUGGUCAAUUUGCAAAGAGCCCCGCCUGCCAUUUGCAUGGGAGCAAGGACGGGCAUCUUUUUGUUGCUCAGCGGUAUCACUUUUCGUAGCGACAUCCAUCGGUGCCGAUCUCUUUCUUUAGGUCCCUCCCCCCGUUCGCUUCGUUUAGGGACGGCAGCACACGCGAGUCGCGUCUCGCCGACGAAUUGUUGCCGUUGCGAGGCGACACAAUCUGCGGCGUCCAAUGCCUCACAGAGAACCGUUCUCAUACGAGCCAGGGAGCAAAAGUAGUCUCUUCAUAUUUCUUCCCCCUCGACACGGUAACGGAGGCAACGUCGCAGCGCGUGGCAUACAGCGAUGGGAGGCUUUUUUGGUGUCCGUGGCGAUUCUACUUGCAUCGUCAUGGGGGGAAGAUGCCUCCAAAUGCGCGUUACGUUCUCAUCCCUUCACUUGGCCUUCCCGUGCAAAUCUCCGAGACCGGUCGGCAUUACGGUUUUGGAGCGAGUGUCCGUGUGUAUGUAACCCUUGCGAGGGCCAGCCCGGCGUGUCUUAGCACCUCUUUGCGAGAAACACAGAGCGAGUGAACGCGAAGGUUUAUUUGUAAAGAUGUACAUAGAUGAGAUGCCUCACACAUACACACACACACACGCAAGAAAGGAAAAUGCGCCUUUUUGGCUCUCGAGGUAUGCAAGAUUUUUUUAGAUGUCUUUUUCUCCUUGUAUUGUCUCCCGUGGCCGCCGCGAUUGGCCCAUUUGAAUAAAAUGAUGCUCCAUUUGCAUACCACCUA